AGGAGUGUACGGAUAGCUAGAACGUCUACCAAUUCAUUUCACACUCUCUCUGUCUAUAAAUAGUCAUCAUAAACGGUGACUCCUCUGCCUCGCUUUCUCCGCUCUGCCGAAUCAAAAACAUCCCCACCCACGUCAGUCCUCAUCAACCUUCUCACAUCUCUCCUCACCUAACCCUCCCUCUCACUCCGUAAGCCCUCUCUCUCUCUACAUAUUUGUAUUUGCAUGUCACGUUUGGAUCUUUGGUUUUUGAGGUUUGAUCUUCUUAAUGUUUACUGUUAAUUGGGGUAAACAAGUCAGCCAUGACAACCGUGCAAGUUCCCUCCCAAUGCAUGUUCAGACAUGCGCCCAAAAAGUGGUUCACCAGUUCAAUUGUGAAGUUAUCUUCUCCUCUUGGAUCUGUGAAGAAUAUCUCAAAGUCCUUUGGCUUGAAAGCAUCCUCCAACUCCCGGGCAUCAAUGGAAGUAUACAAGGUUAAAUUGAUUGGACCAGAUGGCGUGGAGAACGAAUUUGAGGCGGCGGAUGAUUGUUACAUCUUAGAUGCAGCUGAGAAUGCCGGAGUUGAGCUGCCAUAUUCUUGCAGGGCUGGGGCAUGCUCUACCUGUGCGGGGAAGCUGGCAUCAGGUUCAGUGGAUCAGUCCGAUGGUUCAUUCCUCGACGACAAUCAAAUGAAGGAGGGUUAUGUGCUGACUUGUGUCUCGUACCCGACUUCAGACCUUGUGAUUCACACUCACAAGGAAAGUGAGCUGUAUUAGUUGGGUUUGCCGUUAGCUUUGAGUAGAAUUAUGAUAGUUUUGGUUUAUGCUUCACAUGUUAUGGUCAAGGCUCUCAUAGACCUUCCCUUUUGUUCUGUUUGUUGUGGAAUCGUAUUGCAGUUAAAUGUUAAUGGUUUAAGUUUUUGACACA
Molecule: messenger RNA, 903 nt
Organism: Malus domestica (apple)
Lineage: Eukaryota; Viridiplantae; Streptophyta; Magnoliopsida; Rosales; Rosaceae
Product: ferredoxin, root R-B1-like
Biological process (GO): electron transport chain
Cellular component (GO): plastid
Molecular function (GO): electron transfer activity; 2 iron, 2 sulfur cluster binding
Source: RefSeq, a predicted model, not a curated record